This is a messenger RNA of Cyclopterus lumpus (lumpfish), 2245 nucleotides long. RefSeq names its product cytosolic 5'-nucleotidase 1A-like. Gene Ontology annotation, biological process: adenosine metabolic process; nucleotide metabolic process. Lineage: Eukaryota; Metazoa; Chordata; Actinopteri; Perciformes; Cyclopteridae. The transcript is spliced from 6 exons. Gene Ontology annotation, molecular function: 5'-nucleotidase activity; nucleotide binding; magnesium ion binding. The coding region runs from base 100 to 1185 and encodes 361 amino acids. The record is from RefSeq and is a predicted model, not a curated record. Gene Ontology annotation, cellular component: cytoplasm; cytosol.
UGUUUUCUUUCACACAUUUCCGCAAACUUUACAAGCAUCCGUAGCCUCACCUUCAACCGGGGUUUGUAUGAGUUUUUAGGGCUUAAAGUUGGUAAAAGAAUGAGUGCCAUGAAACCAAACGACGCCGCUCCCACCGAGGACAGCGGAGAGGAGAAAGACUGGGCGGCGGCCAAAGCUUUUUUUGACAAUCUCAAAACAAACAAACCGAGACCUCCCAAGCCCCGGUAUGCGGUCACCAUCGCGGUCUCGUCCCGCACCCUCUUCAACAUGGUGGCGGAGAGGAAGAUCUACGAGGACGAAGGAAUGGAGAAGUACGUGGCUUAUCAGGUGGAGCACGAGAACGAGCCGCUGAUGCCGGGAGCCGCUUUUCCCUUCGUCAAGGCGCUGAUGACCGUCAACUCUCGACUGAGGCAGCUCUACCCGGACAGCGAGGAGCUGUUUGAUAUCGUCCUCAUGACGAACAACCACGCCCAAGUUGGAGUACGCCUCAUAAACAGCAUUAAUCACCACGAUCUGACCAUCGAGAGAUUCUGUAUGACCGGAGGGAAAAGUCCAACAGGCUACCUAAAGGCCUACAUGACAAACCUCUACCUCUCCAAGGACUCUGAGAAAGUCACAGAGGCCAUAGAGGAAGGCAUCGCUGCAGCCACAAUGUUUAUGCCAGAAACGGAGAAUGAGUUGAGCGACACCCAGCUGAGAGUGGCGUUUGAUGGUGACGCCGUCCUCUUCUCAGACGAGUCUGAGAUCAUCGUGAAGCAACACGGCCUGGACACUUUCUUUGAGCACGAGAAGGAGUUUGAGAACAAGCCUCUCGCACAGGGUCCUUUAAAGUGUUUCCUGGAGGCUCUGGGGAAGCUGCAGAGAAAGUUUUACGCCAAGAACGAGCGCAUCACCUGUCCCAUCCGAACCUACCUGGUGACGGCCCGCAGUGCGGCCAGCUCCGGGGCGCGCGUCCUGAAGACACUCCGCAGCUGGGGCCUGGAGAUCGACGAGGCUCUCUUCCUGGCCGGGGCGCCCAAAGGGCCCCUGCUGCAGAAAAUCAAACCGCACAUUUUCUUUGACGACCAGAUGUUCCACAUCGAGGGGGCCAAAGAUCUGGGAACCAUAUCGGCACACGUCCCCUACGGGAUCGGACAGAAGUACCACAAGGAGAAACUCAUUGAGCAGCCCGCGAAAAAGGAAUAACGUAAAACUACGCUCUGAAAUAUAAUCUUGCUUUCAUGAAAAAUGAUCUGUUAAAAGAACACCAGCAUUUUUAUAGGAUUGAGGUCAUUCUUUGGUAACGCCGUCGACAACGUUUCCUAUUCUUUGGGGUUUUAUGAAAUAUUUUCUCCGGUUUUCUUAAGGAUAAGGUUUUAUUGAUUCAAAUCAAGAGUUAAACUCGGGGCCACAAACUAUUUCCCCGAAUACUGUUCUGAAGUAGACGCACCAGAUCACCUGCCGAGGCCUUUUAACUGCACUGUCUGUGCACCUUUUGAGAGAGCGCUUUUUCUUUUUUCUUUUGAGGUUUAUGUCAUUUUCUUGACAGUUUUAUACAAUAAGCACAUCAUUUUAUUUAUCUUGGUUUUAGCUGUUUGUCCUUGGCACAAUUAAUACGACCAGGGCGGGAGAAUAUAUCUGUUGUAGUAGUUUUUGUUCUGCAUUGGCUCUUUAAUAGACUUUCAAUUUACAAUUUACAAAAUUGUUUGGUCUCUGGUAUAUUUUUUUUUUAGGUAUAUUGGUAUCAGCUAUUAGUUUUAAAGGAGCACUUAUAAGGGUGUCGGUGCCUUACAGGGAACACUGACGCUGUUUUUCUUGGUUACUGUGUUGUUUAACAAUAUUAAACUUAGUCUUUAUAUUUCUCCUCAAACCUUUUUACUGUGUUGUUCUGUGAGUUGUUUACGCUUGUACACUGUACCUCAUUAUCAGGCAGCACACUAUAACUACACGUUUCUGUCCCGUUAUAGUACUUUUAUAUUGAACUGAUUUACAUAUUCUAUAUGUUUGCAAAUUGAAUUUGAUGUAUUUUUAUAUAGCAAAAAUAUGUAAAUGUUUCCCUAACUUUAUCUCUGUGGAGUGCUACACUUACACUUGUUUGUAAAUGUUCGUAUCAUGUCUGGUAACAUCUCCAGAUCGUGUGGUGUUUUGAAUUGAUUGUAAUUGUGCACAUGGAUGUUUACACUAUUUCACUUUUCUAUACUGCGAUUUCUCUCUUGCCUUUUGCGUGUUGAGUGCAGAGGAAUAAAAGAAUGUGGAGGAACCCCAA